This is a messenger RNA of Owenia fusiformis, 2788 nucleotides long. Lineage: Eukaryota; Metazoa; Annelida; Polychaeta; Sabellida; Oweniidae. The record is from the annotation of a GenBank genome assembly.
AUUGUUUAAAUACGAGCAUAUUGCCCUUGUACCAACAAACUACGCCAACAGGUAGUGUGUACCUUUAAAGGCAGUUGGGUUCACAUUCUAGGACUACAAUCAUUUAUGUGUAGGAGUUGUCAAGGCAGUUACCAAUAUAAAUGAUCAGUUCAAUAAUGAUAUACAUCCUUUGUACAAGCGUCUCAACAUUCAGAGCUAAUAAUCAUUAGGUGUGGUAGCAUGUAAGAGUGGACUGUUGUGAAGACUGUAAUAAUAUUGAAUAAAAUAUUAAUACAGUUAAAACACUGACUGUAUACAUGAUUUUGAUCACUGCAACCAUAUAAGGAAUUUAAAAUUAGGAGUUAGAUGAGGAUUUAUCUACAGAAAUUAUAUAGUGGAAUACCCUUUGCAAUCAUUUGACUUCGAUAUCUCUGACAGAGAGCAUUGUGCGUCGUAUUCAUAGCAUAGUAGCAAUCUAGCCUCUAGUCUCAGGAUAAUAGUGGAACAAACUCAGUAUAAUAUUUUACAGGUAUUACCACAUAGUACAAUAAUAGUGGUCGUUAAACCUAAAGUAUUUGUGAUCAAAGAUUUAAGUGUCAAUAAGAAUUUGGAUUGUACUGCACAGAAACUUAAAGGCUACCAAGCCUAGACAUAAGAUCAUAUAUAAACUGAAUAGCUUGGCUCUAGAAUAUUAACUGCUAUUCUCAAAAAUAUAUAGGUUUUCUUUAAAAAGGACAUUCACCAACAAAAUGGAUUGUAAAAUUCUUAGUAUUAUGUGUGUGGGACUGGCGAUAUACCUGGUGUUUGGAGGAGUGAUAUUUCACUUUCUGGAACAACCAAAUGAAAGUGAAACGAGACAAAUAACCAGAGAUACUCAAUUUGAAUUUCUACGGAACUUUUCCUGUGUAUCAAAUGAGCAGUUUGAGCAACUGAUACAGACUGUAAUCAAGGCAUAUGACCAGGGUAUUAUAGCCACAAAUUCUACAGAUUCGGCAUCUAACUGGGAUGUAGCUGCUUCAAUAUUCUUCUCAACAACAGUUGUCACCACCAUAGGCUAUGGCCAUAUAUCACCUGCAACAUCUGGUGGGCAAGUGUUCUUCAUCUUCUAUGCCUUGUUUGGAAUUCCAUUCACAGCUAUUAUCCUUGGAGGAAUCGGUGGACAACUCCUGAAACUGAGGAAUAAGUUGAAAGAAAAAGCACUGAAGGGCAAUACUAAACAAAAUGAAAAAACAAAGAAUAUUGUGAUGGUAGUAGCUGUGAUAGUAGUAGGGUUGAUUAUCUUUGUAUUCUUGCCAGCAAUAUUGUUUUCUCUUGUGCAACAAUGGAGUUAUGGUACAGCUCUGUACUACACGUUCGUCACACUCACAACAGUUGGUUUUGGAGAUUAUGUCGCAGGUAUAGACACAAAUAUAUCAGGGUUUGGUUCGCAGGUUGUCUAUAGGUUGUUUGUUGCACUCUGGAUACUCAUGGGAUUGUCCUGGCUGGCAGGCUUACUAUCACAAUUUCAGGAUAUGCUAGAGUCUAGAAUUGAGAAGAAUGCAGACAAAAUAUUGAACAAAAAUGAGGUCAGUGCUGAAUCAGAGAACAAGAAAGAGCAUAGCAAUAAUACAUCAUCCACAGAACUGUCCACUGUUAAAUCAACUAAUAUGUGAUUCAUGUGAACAAUACAAACAUGACUACAGAAAUGUAUACAGAAGCAGCUUAUGAGGUACAUAAGAACCCGCACAUACAAGCAGUGAGUGCCCAAUUGUGAGGGGACCCUUUUUCAAUGCCCCAAAGCAAGAACAUUCUCUCAGAUUGUAGCCUACAUACAUGUAUGAUAAGAAUGCACAUAUAUCGCUUUGUGUAUGCAAUACUUUGAUGCUGGUCAAAAAGAGGAACUUAGUGUUACUACUGAUGUGAUUAAGACUAUGGCUCAAAACACUCUGAUUGUUCAUGGACACAUUCAAAAUUUUUAUUGCUUUACACAAUCAUCAUAAUGCCAUUGGCUGAUUGUCCUAGAGAUUGUAGUACUGGAACAUUCAAGAAUUUGACCUUCAUCAUGUAGAUACUGAGGAUGUACGCUUUUAUUUGGAGUGAUCAAAUUCAUAAACUUAAAAAAACUAAACUAGCAUUCAUAAAAAGAUCAUUUUUAGUACUAUGCCUAUUGCCUAAUUACAUGUAUAUCAUGUUUUGAGUACAUGUAUUUCGAUUCAUUUAUAUUUUUACAUUUUUCUUAGAUAUUCAAGACAUCUACUUCAUAUAUUUUUUUAACUUUUAAGUCUAAAUAAUAAAAAUCACUAUGCCUUUGUAUUUUAAAAUGUUGAUUCAGAAGUUUAAAUAAUGAAAUCAAAGGUUAUUAAUUAAAAAAAAAUUGCGCUAACUCAGGUAACUCAAUGUUAAACCAAAUAUUAUGGUUUCAAAGUUAGGCCAUUCAAAGUCAUUCUAUGCUUUACUUCAGGCCAAAAAAUAAACAAGGAAACAAGUAAAAAACACAAAGCAGAGUAAAACAAUCUUAUUUUCCAGGAUAUAAUAUAUGAUUUAAAAAACUUUUAUAUUUAGUUGUAGAGUAAGUAAUGUAAAUACAUGGAAAACACAUAUUUGCAUGAACUUUCAAUGUACUGUAUUCAUUCUUAAUUUGGCGCAACUUCAUUUUGUGAUUUUUGGAGAUCAGAUAUAUUGUCUUCUUUUAAUUUGGCAGUUUUUCAAGGGAAUGAAUCUCAUAUCUAUAUCUAGCAUAUACCCUCCCGCCUAAUCCAGUUUUUUGUUGAUGAACAAUUUUAAAUGCUCCAAAUAAAACAAUUUAAACAGCCCUGGGCAUCUCAUAACU